Messenger RNA from Theileria annulata, 1671 nucleotides. RefSeq lists its product as uncharacterized. The record is from RefSeq and is a predicted model, not a curated record. The coding region runs from base 1 to 1671 and encodes 556 amino acids. NCBI's taxonomy places the organism in Eukaryota, Apicomplexa, Aconoidasida, Piroplasmida, Theileriidae. The transcript is spliced from 4 exons.
AUGUCAAAAAAUAAAUCAAAAAAGCCAACAGUUGGCAAAAACUCAGUAAAUCCGUUCGAAAAAUUUGAUUCUAAAAUAAAAAACAAGGAACUAAACUUUGAUAAGAAAAAUAAAAGCAAAUUUAUCAAAAAGGUCAAAGAUUCAGACAUAGUUUAUGACUAUUCUAGCAAAAAAAGCAGAAAAUUGCAGCUAUAUAAUUUAAAUGAACCGAUAACCCUGACACAUAAAAACAAACCUAUUGAGGAAAAUUACGAUUCGGAUCUAGAUUUAUCGUCUGAAGAGGAGAUUGAUCUGAAAGGAGACUACACAAACAUUUCAGAAGCCUAUAAAGAAUUCAAAGAUAAACGCGAAGCUAACAGAAAAGUUAAACAAGAACAGAAAAACCUUUUAGUAAAGCUAGAUAAGCAAUUCGAAGAGAUUGAUUUUUCAGAAUUUUACAAACCAUCGAAAAAAUCCCCGGAGUUUUACAAAACUGAAAAGCCCAAGAAGUUAGAUGAGUACGAAACUAAUCUUAGAGAUCUGCAAUUGAGUACAAACACAUUAGCUCCAAAACCAGACUUAGUCAACGAGUUCAAGUCAGCCUCAAACAUUUCUGAAAGGUCCGAAGUUGUAGAAAAGAUAAUUAAGUCGGACGGCGUCUUUCUAAAUUUUGCAAAGGAUUACAUCGCCAUCUAUCUAAAAUCACUGGUUGAUUACCUAAAACUAGACGAUACAACUAAGUUUAAUUACUACUUUUUCAACUUCUCAAGAGCGUUUUUACAUCUCUCCAAUAAAUCCUAUCAAGAAUAUAAACUGUGUUUAGAGUAUGAACUUGCGAAGAUAACACCUGAAAUAGCUGAUACAUACGAAUACUUACUGUUAUAUUUAAUUGUAAAAACAGUUGAACCAAAUUCUGAGAUUUAUAAGUACUCACUAACACUAGUGGAAGCCUGUUUGAACCAUUUGUUUCAAUUGCUGUUCAUUGGAACCAUUGAUAGGCGCUAUCUCCCAUCCAAGCAUUUGUUCAUAAAAACAAGAUUAUUAUUAUCAAUUACUUACAACUUUAUACUUGAGACGGGAUAUUAUAUGCCAUUCUUUUAUCACGUUGCAAUAAGACUUUGUACCAUACCCUGUAUAGAUAGAGAUUCCAUUUUGUUAAUUCUAAAAACUGUCAAAGUAACCCUGAACAGACUAUUGGAUAGAGGGUGUUACAUACAUCCAAUAGUAUGCCUAAUAAUACAGCCACGUCUUGUAGAAGUAGAGUAUAAUUUUAGAAUCGUCAAAUCUCCUGAAGACACUGAUUCCAGUGAGCUGAGUGAAUUUGAAGAGUUCAAGAAAUACAUAAACGAACAAUCAAACAUCAAAUACCCUUUAAAAUCACUUGAUAUAUAUAACUCACAGAAGUUGAAGCCUGAAUUCCCCAAAUUGAAGACUAUCAAAACCGUAUACAACAAAUAUAAGCUAGACAAAACCAAACCCGAGUCAAAUAGGAAAUUAAGUAGAGGAGAUAAGCAAGAGUAUAAAAUUUUGAAGCGAGAAUUGUUGACUGAAACACUUAAGAAAGCUGAGUUUGACAUCAAAAAGAGAGCUAAACAACGUUUGGAUACCGAGAAAAGGUACAAGGAAGUUGUGAGAGAUGCUAUGAUAGAGCAGGACAUGCUCAAGAAACUAUCAACUUCAGGUAUUUACUAA